UGAAAAUAAUUGCUGUUUGCCAUGUCUUCUGCUUAGUGGCUAUGGUGGACGCCUGUCCUUUCAUUGUAAAUGUCAUUAUCUUGCCAAAGCAGAGAAGAAAAGAGGUGGCAUUUCAAUGAGUGGGGCAGGUGCAUUUGCUCGGAAUCUCAUGAAUAGUCGCUUCCCAUUAGCCAUGCACGUCUCUGAAGCGUGCAUAAAAAAUAGCUGGCAGUGCUUACACAGAAAAGCGCACCUUAGGGCUUCUACCCCUCCUCCUCCAUCUCUGUUUGGUCCUUUCUCCUUCUCUCUUAUGGGUUCUCUCCUUUCUUCUUUGGCGACGACACACACGACUACUUAACUGGAGGCGAUGAACUAUUAAGAAGCAGGCGGUUUCUUUUUCCAAUGCUUUUUCGAGAAUAAGAUGUUCUGUUUCAUGACAAAAAAUUGACAUGUUUUCCGCUUGGAUGUCCCGUAUUUGUAAUCCUGUGCGUCGCAGAACAAAUCUGCUGGAGAGGUCUUUUCCUGUUGAGACACAAGGAGCAUAGACACAAGCCUGCAUCAAAGCGGCACCUUCUAUAAUUGCAAAGACAUAAGACAAAUUGAGUAGACGUAUACGAAACCACGUUAAAUCGCUUUGAGGGUUUUUUUUUUUGUUUUUUGGGGAAGUCUGGUCGUUUGCAGCUUUUGCCUGGAAGUUGCCUGAACUGGAGAGACAGAAGUAAUGGGAUACCCAGUCGGAGGAUGGAGAAGAUGCUCGCUCCUGUUUUGGAUCGCUGCUGUCAGCUUGGUGCUGUGUGACGGACGGAGACUGAGGCAGCCCAGAUGCCCCUCGGGAUGCACUUGCACUAAAGACAAUGCUCUUUGUGAGAAUGUCCGAUCCGUGCCCCACACUUUCCCGUCCGACGUCGUCUCACUAUCUUUUGUCAAGUCGGGAUUUAAUGAAAUCCCAGGAGGGAGCUUUGUUCACACACCUCACCUUCAGCUACUAUUGUUCACAGCAAACUCAUUUGAUUUAAUUGACGAAGAUGCAUUCCAAGGUUUACCACAUCUGGAAUAUUUAUUCAUUGAAAACAACAGAAUUGCAUCAAUAUCACCCAAUGCUUUCAGAGGCCUGAAGACAUUGAUACAUCUGAGUCUGGCUUACAACAACCUUGAGACACUGCCCAAAGAUGUUUUCAAGGGCAUGGAUGCUUUGACCAAAGUGGAUCUGCGAGGGAACAAUCUGAUUUGUGACUGCAAGCUGAAGUGGCUGGUGGAGUGGAUGCAUCACACCAAUGCCACCCUGGACCAGAUCCACUGCAGCGGCCCACCCAUUCAGCAGGGGAGGAAGAUUAAUGACCUAAUGCCGGAUCACUUUGACUGCCUCACCGCAGAGUUUGCUUCCUAUCAACUGCUGAAGUUUGAGUCGAUUUCUGUGGAGGCGUUCACCUUUGAUACGGAGCAGUAUGUGGUGUUUGCCCAGCCCUUUGCCGGGACAUGUAGCUUCCUGGAAUGGGAUCAUGUUGAGAUGACCUUCAGAACUUAUGACACCAUUGAAAGCACCUCCACUGUUGUCUGCAAGCCCAUGGUGAUUGACAACCACCUCUUUGUCAUCGUGGCCCAGUUGUUUGGAGGCUCACAUAUAUAUAAACGUGACUCCUCUGCCAGCAAGUUUAUCAAGAUCCAGGACAUUGAUAUACUGAAGAUUCGCAAGCCCAAUGACAUUGAGACAUUUCUGAUAGACGGAGAGUCUUUUUUCGUCAUCGCUGACAGCUCAAAGGCUGGCUCUACAACUGUGUACAAAUGGAACGGCAAUGGCUUCUAUUCCCACCAAUCCCUCCAUCCAUGGUACAGGGACACAGAUGUAGAAUAUCUGGAAAUCUCCAACAAACCCCACCUGAUUUUGUCCAGCAGCUCCCAGAGACCUGUUGUGUACCAGUGGAACAGAAGCCAGAAGCAGUUUGACCGCAGGACUGAUAUACCAGACAUGGAGGACGUCUUCUCUGUCAAACACUUCCGGGUAAAAGGUGACCUGUUCAUAUGCUUGACAAGAUUCAUCGGGGACUCCAGGGUGAUGCGCUGGGAUGGUGCCAUGUUCACGGAGGUCCAGGCAUUUCCCUCCCGUGGUUCCAUGGUGUUCCAGCCUGUCUCUGUCGGCAACUGGCAGUAUGCCAUCUUGGGCAGCGAUUAUUCACUGACACAGGUUUAUCAAUGGGACACUAAGAGGGGCCAGUUUAUCCCAUCCCAAGAGCUGAGUAUCCAGGCGCCUCGGGGGUUCUCCGUGGUCUCUGUUGACAACAGAGUCUUCCUGCUUGCAUCCAGUUUCAAGGGAAAAACUCAGAUAUAUGAGCACCUCAUGAUCGAUUUAAGUAACUAAACACUGUUUGUGUUUGUAAAAGAAAAAUAGGCUUAUAAUUUGUUUUUGUUAAAUUUGUUGUUUUAAAUCCAGCAAACUGACUCUACCGUAACUCAAACAAAAUGAAGGGUCGACUAAAACGAAAAAACAACAACAUAUUUUAAGAAUACAAGGACAUAAAUUCAAAUAAGGACUUAUUUAGUUACAGCCACAAAUUAAAUGAAGUGGUCUGAAUGAUGGUGCAUUUUCCAUUUUCCAUAUAUAUAUAUAUAUAUAUAUAUAUAUAUAUACAUAUGGCAGCUUUUCAAAACAAAAGUCUUUACAUUAAUGCUAUAAAUAAUAGCAAUAAUGUAAAGACAUUAUUGAUAUUAGAAUAAUGUCUUUACAUUUAUUUACCAGGAUGUAUUUAGUCCUUAU
Menidia menidia (Atlantic silverside) is the source of this 2731-nucleotide messenger RNA. NCBI's taxonomy places the organism in Eukaryota, Metazoa, Chordata, Actinopteri, Atheriniformes, Atherinopsidae. The record is from the annotation of a GenBank genome assembly.